Molecule: messenger RNA, 768 nt
Organism: Fusarium odoratissimum NRRL 54006
Lineage: Eukaryota; Fungi; Ascomycota; Sordariomycetes; Hypocreales; Nectriaceae
Exons: 4
Coding region: 1-768 (255 amino acids)
Source: RefSeq, a predicted model, not a curated record
AUGCGUUUCAACCUAGUUGUUCCCUUUGCCUGCAUGUCUUUGGCGGCAGCGAUGCCCGCAAAGCAUGAACCUGUUGACGAGCGUGCUCUUGAUAAUAUCCUCGGUGAUCUUGAGGCUCAAGACGAGACUCUGGAAACCCUCGUCAAGCGCAUCGAUGCAAAGAUUUAUCGCGACGACAUUCCUGAUUGCAACAAGGAAGACCCUAGCUUCAUGAUUCCCAAGCAAACUGGCUAUGGUGUUGAUCAAGGCGUGAAUCUCCCCAAGAGCGGAAAAGAUGACGCCUGUACUACAGGUCACAACGAUGAUCAUUACUGGACUGGGUACUGCAACGGUAUUGAUUACAAGAUCCUAGAUGGAGCCUUGGAAUUUGCUAUUCCAAACACUGAGGCAAAGGUCAGUUUGGGAUCGAGUAUCAACUAUCAAUACACAGACGUGGAUGGUACUACAACCAUGAUUUGCACCACUGAUUCGACGACCAACACCUGCCAGUGGGAGGAUCAGAACUGCCACCAGGUCUGGUUUGCCGAUCGUACAAAGCGAAUUUGGGGCCACAUGGAUCGAGUUUGUGUUGGAAAGACUGACGUUGAGGCUCAGCAGCAAACCCUCAACUCCAAUGGACGCUAUGUUCGCGGCCAGGCCGAGUUCAGCAUUGCCAUUCCUGUCAACCAUAUUGUUGGCUGCAACGCCAAAUGCUCCGACCUGACGUACAGUGAGCCUAUUCCGUCAGACGGAACUGUCCGCGUACCUUUCGAUAUCACCUUUGAUUAG